Thrips palmi is the source of this 2022-nucleotide messenger RNA. RefSeq lists its product as uncharacterized. The record is from RefSeq and is a predicted model, not a curated record. Bases 250 to 1890 code for a protein of 546 amino acids. Lineage: Eukaryota; Metazoa; Arthropoda; Insecta; Thysanoptera; Thripidae. The transcript is spliced from 4 exons. Gene Ontology annotation, molecular function: protein binding.
ACACGGCCGGGGUGUGGCCAGUUUCGUACUUCCUAACGCGUCGCUAGGAGCGCUGUACUCCAAGCGGGCCGAGGUGGUGGGGGACAGUUAGAGAUCCGAGCAGUGGGCCGAGCCACAAGCCUUCUCGCUGGAAAACCCAGAGAAAGUUGGUUGCCGAUCCGACGUCCUCCGUAACGACACGAAGCUCAAAUCUUCUGUCGAAGCGUCCAGGAAUUCAGCGUCUGCAAUCCGGGCGAGGAAACUUUCGUCAUGUCCGCCAGGGGCGCUAGGGGCGCUCGCAGGCAGUCAGGCAAGGCCGCUUCCAAGCCGAGCACCGAAGUUACCUCGAGGAUGGCCUCGCUGCCGGAUGACCUGCUGCUGCGAGUCUUCGGCUUCCUGGACGACGCCGCGUCGCUGCUGGACCGCGUGCCGCUGGUGUGCCAGCGCUGGCGGCGACUGUCGCGCGACCCUCGCGCCUGGGCGAGCGUCUGCGUGGACGCGCCCCGCUACCGCCGCGACCCGUGGGGCGAGGACAGCGGCAGCACCGACGACUCUUACGAGGACGACUCGGAUGGCAGCAGCGGCUCGGACGCGAGCAGCGACAGCAACCCCGCGACGCGGAUGCAGGCCGCCUUCAAGGAGGCCGCGCGCGCCAUCCUGCUGGCCCCCGCGCUGCGGCGCGUCAAGUUCAACUGGAGCCAGGAGGACGCGCACUGCGAGCGCGGCCUGGCCAUGCUCACGUCCGCGCUGCGACGCACGCGCGCCGCGGUGCGCGAGGUGGCCUUCCCCGACGCCGAGCACGACAACGUGGGCGGGCUGCACAGCGGGCUGUCCACCACGGCCGCCGACGUCGUGGACGAGCUGCUGCAGUUCCUGCGCGCCGACAAGGAGCACCUGCGCGUGCUGCACCUGGAGAGGGUCCUCAACGCCUCUUCCUUGUUCGACGAGGAGGACGACUGGUGGGGCGUGGACGACGGUGACGACGAGGACGACGACCCCGAGGACGACGACGAGGCCCUGUCCGUCAAGGUCGCCGACACGCUGGCCGAGCUGCAGCAGCUGGAGGAGCUGAGCCUGUACGUGGACGCCAAGCCCAAGUACCAGCCCGGCUUCCUCGGCCACGCCGGCCUGCCCCGGCUGCGGCGCCUCAAGGUGAUGCCGCACUACGCGGGCUACAACCCCGACAACGUGGACGGCAUGGUGGACUUGGUGAGCGCGCUGCUGGGCGGCGCCGCGCAGACCCUCCGCGUCGUGGACUUGAGCCACGACUUCUACCCGCUGCGGCCCAGGGCCAAGGCGCAGCUGGGCCGCUGCCGGCAGCUGCGGGGCCUGGCCUGCAACCUGGCCGACGUGGGCGUGGUGCGCGGCAUGCCGCACCUCCGCGAGCUCGAGCUCCUCGUCAACGACGACGACACCCACUACCUGCACUCGCACAACCUCGCCAACUGGCUGGACCCCGCCCCGGAGCUGCCCGCCCUGCUGCGAGCCAACGUCGACCUCCUGCAGGGCUGCUCGCUGGAGUCCCUGCGCGACCUGCGCGUCCGCGUGGUGUGGUCGCCCGCGUUCCCGAAGGAGGUCUUCGGCCCCCACAAGGCCCUCUUCGUGGAGCUGUUCGGCGCGCUGGCCGCCGCGGCGAGGCACGCCACCGCGCUGCACCUGGACGUCGGCGACCUCGGCAAGCUCCUGCCCGAGGCCUUCGCCCGCACGCUGCAGGCCAUGCGAGGGCUGCGGGUCGCGGACCUGGGGAGCUUCCGAGCCGACCUCGUGCCGCACCUCGUGGGACUGGAGCAGCUCAGGGAAGUGUCCGGGUACAUCUACUCGCGGGAGGACAAGCAGAAGCGCGUCGACGCCAAAAGCAUCCGGGACUUCAAGGCCAAGCGGCCCGAUGUAGUCUGCAGGAUCAAGGCCUGAUUCUCUCCGUGCCGACUUCAACAUGUGGCGAUAGGGUGUACUGUAUUUACAAUAGUCGGAGCCCACUAAAUUUGAUAUGCCCAUUGUUUUCUGAUGCCAUCAGCAAACAUGGCUCGACAGAUUUUACUUCGG